Messenger RNA from Fulvia fulva, 633 nucleotides. RefSeq lists its product as uncharacterized. The coding region runs from base 1 to 633 and encodes 210 amino acids. NCBI's taxonomy places the organism in Eukaryota, Fungi, Ascomycota, Dothideomycetes, Mycosphaerellales, Mycosphaerellaceae. The transcript has 3 exons. The record is from RefSeq and is a predicted model, not a curated record.
AUGCUACUAGAUCUUGUAUUAACUCCACAUUCAAAUACCGAAGUCGACUUUCUUCAUAGCACCUCGCUCAGUCUCACAACUAUGGCCCCUGUUGAAGAUAACAAGUGGUAUACCAUUCACCUAUACAACGAGUUCCAUGAUGAUGGAGCUGGGGAUGAGGUGGUUGACCUCGACAGUGGCAGCAGCAACAACGGCACACAUUGCAAGGUAUGGACCUACAAGGAUGAUGGAGGCAGUGGCCGAUACAAUAUGUCUUGGAGAGCGGUCAUUGCCGACAAGAACAUGGACGAUGGCACAAUCUAUUGGUCGUUCCAGAACCGCGCAGGCACGACGUAUAUGGACUUAAACCACGGUAGUAAUGGUGUGGGGACACAAGUUCAAGGCUGGGGCACCAACGGGAGCAACGCUCAACAAUGGUCGUUGGUCGAAACGAAAGGCAACGAUCGUCAGACUGUCUGUUGGCGAUUGAAGAACAGGGCCAGUGGAACAGUCUGUGGCUAUUGGGGAGUACCCGUACAUGGGGUUGACAUCAGAGGCUUCUUUCCAAGCUCCGACACGCCGCCAGCACCGGGACGAGGAGCAAGAGACACUUCGCAACUGUUCGUGUUUAAGGAGAGAAACGUCAGUUGGUGA